This is a messenger RNA of Pseudogymnoascus destructans, 1757 nucleotides long. RefSeq lists its product as uncharacterized. Lineage: Eukaryota; Fungi; Ascomycota; Leotiomycetes; Thelebolales; Thelebolaceae. Gene Ontology annotation, cellular component: nucleus. The transcript is spliced from 2 exons. Gene Ontology annotation, biological process: mitotic DNA replication termination; site-specific DNA replication termination at RTS1 barrier. The record is from RefSeq and is a predicted model, not a curated record. Bases 47 to 1015 code for a protein of 322 amino acids.
CUUCAAUCGCCACAACACAUAUCCACCUCAUAUAAGGCACUUUAAGAUGGGUAACGACGGAGGCAGUAUUCCAACACGACGAGAGCUCGUCAAGAAUGCGGCGCGCGACCCGACCACCACUGACGCGAAGGCGACACAGCUCGAAUCGCAAACUCACGCUUGGACAUAUUGUCCUCUUUCCCAACGACCUUUGUCUACCCCUAUAGUCUCAGAUUGCGCCGGUACUUUAUAUAAUAAAGAUGCAAUUAUAGAACACCUAUUACCCAGCGACGACUCUUCACCAGAAUCAAAGAGCGACCAUGAGAAGGUUCUUAAAGGGCGCGUAAAAUCGAUGCGAGAUGUCGUCGAAGUCAAAUUCCAAACCGCGAAGGACGAGGUGGCAAAAUCAGAGAUACGACUAUGCCCUAUUACAAGCAAAGAGUUAGGCCCAACAACAAAAUCUGUGUAUCUUGUACCUUGCGGACAUGCAUUUGCGGAGGUGGCAACCAGAGAGGUGGCGGGAGUGGCCUGCAUGGAGUGCAAUGAGCCGUACGUUUCAGAGAACAUUAUCACAAUACUACCCACCACAAAAGAAGAUAUUGGAAGGCUUGACGAGCGCAUCAAGAGCUUAAGAGACUCGGGUCUGACGCAUUCAUUAAAAAAGGCUCCGGGGUCAAAAAAGAGGAAGAAGCACACAGAGAUGGAGACUAAAGAAACAAUUGAGAGGCCAAACGAGGAUAACGGAAUCAAAUUUAAGGAUGGCGUACAGUCAAAGAUACGGGCAGGAACACCACAUGAUGUCUCUUCAACUUUACAACUUAAGAACGGCUCCUCGGCUUCAGCUGGCAGGAUAAAAAAUGCCGCAACUGCAAGUCUCACCGCAAAGGUUCUAGACGAGCAAGGAGAAAGGAACAAGCGGAGAAAGCUUGGACUAAACGAUAAUUUGAAGAGUUUGUUUUCAAUUAGCGGGCCUAGCGAACUCAAGGGCGCUGGGGAUUUUAUGACUAGAGGAUAUUCAGUACCGAAGAGGACAUAGGUGUUUGAAUGACUUUAAUAUUAUAAGACAAGUCUUAUGCUUUAUUUCUGCCCCCAUUUUUUAUCGAUACAAGUCUGAGCAAAGAAUUGGCCUCAUAAGCAUUCUCGAUCGACCUUAUCCCACUCCAGUUCCCACACAUUCUGAUUUCGUGUUUUAGCCUACAGGACAAUGGUUUCUCUAUGUCGCCCAUAAACCGCGCGGAGGCUCCUGCGGAGCUCCCAAAAAAAUAUCCACAUGAACCGUGGUCCAUACCGUGCGCAGUUCCAAAUAGCAAUAGCAACCUUUUUGAGAAAUGGCCCUCUUCGACCUGCGAAAGUAGCGACUACUUCAACUAUUACCACCACCAGAAUCUGUUCAAUUCUUGCCAGAAACCGGUUCCACUUCCUACAUGCCCAGAGAAGGUAAUAAAAAAGGCGGGUGCAACAGAAUUUCAACACUAUUUCGGGGAUAGCGCAAAGAACCUCCCUGAACUCUCUGGAAUCUCUGCUUCUUGGUCCGUAAAUCGUAUUCAACAACCAGAAAGCCCAAAUAUGCUUAAUGCACCAUUCAGGCUCCCCGACCUCUCCCCAUCCUAUCAAGGUCCAGGCAACUGGUGGUGGCACAGGUAAAUCUGACGGAGUCACUGGUGGUCCUGGUUGCUCAAGCGGUGAGGCUAUCGUUUCCAGGUUGCUCACAACCGCCGCGGUAGUAUCAUUGGCGAGGAACAGCUUCUGCCAUAUGCGCUGUGCAUAGCUACUGACGA